GCAGCGAGGCAGAGAGAGAGACGACGUGCACCAAAGAGGAGUAUACCCGGCUUAGCGUUCCGUGCAGUGCGUGUGCUGUCGUUCAGAGACUAGUCGUCGGUGGUUGCUGAUACGAUUCUAAGAGAAGAGAGAGAAGAGAAAGAAAGAGAGAGAGUGUUCUUCCUUGAUCGCUCUUUUUUUUACUUCGUGCGUACGAUAAUAUACUUUGGUCUUUUUUUACACACGCAUAUUGAUACCAAUAUAUAUAUAUAUAUAGAUAUAUAUAGAUAUAUCUCGGUCCGUGAGAAGUAGUAGACGCAUAUAAAAAGUCAACAAGUAAUAAAAAAAAGAAGAAGAAGCUUUCGUAUAUACGAGAGAAAGAGAGAUAGAGAUAGAUAGAGAGAGAAUUUUCAUUUCGAAAUGACUAUGGCUACCGAGACGGAAAAUAACGGGCCCGAAAGUAAGGAAAUAAAGGACGUUAAAGAUAUGAAAGAGGCAUUGAAGGAUGAGACGCCACCGGACAACAAGCAAGAAGAAAAGGACGCCGCUGCUAAGAAAGAGGAGGCCGGGAAAAAGGAGGAGGCUGCCGACGCCGCUGGUGGUGGUGGUGGUGGUGCCGGUGGUGGAACCGCCGCGUCCGCGGCGUCCUCGGCGCCGGCUAAACCCGUCACCGUUCACAAAACCAACUACGAGAAGGACGUUGUUUAUCUAUAUCAAUUCUUCCGUACUGCACUUUUGCCCUCGAUUUCUCCCUACUGCCUCAAGGUCGAGACGUGGCUAAGACUCAAUGGCAUCAAAUACGAGAACGUCGAUCACAAGAUGAAGUUCCGUUCGAAGAAGGGCCAAUUACCAUUCGUCGAAGUGAACGGUGAAGAAAUAGCUGAUAGUACGAUCAUCCUUCGUGAACUUAGCACUAAAUAUGGAAAGGAUUUGGAUGCUGCAUUAACGUCCGAACAACGUAGCGUAUCUCACGCCAUGAUAUCGAUGAUAGAAAAUCAUUUGGUAUGGGCAGUUGCUUGUUGGCGUACCAAGAACAUGGAUCUUGUUUUAAAGGGAUACAAGGUUAAUCUGCAACACGCCCUUGGGACACGCAUUCCUUCAGGAAUACUUAAUUUCUUCUUUAAAUUUACUUUCGGUCGCAAGUGGGAUUUAUUACAGGGUGCGAGGAAAGUCAAGGCUCAGGGUAUGGGCGUGCACACACCUGAGGAAGUAUCCCAAUUUGGUUGCGCUGAUCUGAAGGUCCUUUCCGAUAUGUUGGCUGACAAGCCGUUCUUCUUUGGUGACGAACCGACUACGUUGGACGUUGUAGCAUUCGCUCACCUAGCUCAAAUUCUUUACAUCGACAAAGAAACGUCAUACAACCUGAGGGAUUACAUGCAAGAAAAUUGUCCCAAUUUGGUUGGUCAUUGCUCGCGCAUGAAGGAACGAUGCUUCCCCGAUUGGGAUGAGAUUUGUUCAACCUUGGACAUUAACACGCACUUGCCCAAGCCGGAGAAGGAAGAGGAGGGUGGUAAGGAGGGUAAGGAGGAUGCUAAAGAAUCUAAGGAAUCGAAGGAGGAGAAGGAGGGUGACAAGGAGAAGGCGGAUAAGGAGGAAAAAGAAAUGGAAAAGGACAAGGAGGUCGAUGAGAACAAAGAAAAGGAAAAGGAUGGGAAAUAAGCUGUGCUGGUGGUGGUUGUUGUUGGUGGUGGUGGUGGUUGGUUUGCGCGGCAGGAAGUCAAAAAAAUAAUCGUUUGUUCGUUCAAAAGGAUUUCAAUACGGCGGAGAGAAUAAAUAAUUAUGGGUGUGUUCUUUUUUCGCGAGUUAAGAAGGAGAGUAAGAUCCAGAGAGAGAGAGAGAGAGAGAGAGAGUGAAUGAGUGUGUGAGAGAGAGAUAGAAAGAAAGAAAGGGGGAGGGGGGUGGAAGUGAUGAGAGUUUCUUGUAUGUUUGGGAGAGUAUGAACGUGUCUCUUUUUUUCUUGGAUUGUAUGAGAGUUUUAUGUGUAUGGUGUAUGCAUGGGGAGAGAGAGAGAGAGAGAGAGAGAGGGGGUGUAUGUGUAUAUGUAUGUUUGUGUGUGUGCAUGCAUGGAAUGAUAGGAAUGCAUAAGCGUGUCUCGAAGGAACUGACGAUGACGACAAAGACGACAAUGAUAAUGGUGAUGAUAAUUAUGAUUAUGAUGCUGACAGAGAUUACUAAGAAAGAGAGAGAGAGAGAGAGAGAGAGUUUAAAAGGCUAGGAGAAUAAUAGAAUGAUAGAAGGAGAAAAAAGUUAGAUAUAUGAUAGGCAGGCAGACAGGUAGGGUGUAGGGCGUGGAAGAAGAGUGAGAGAGAAAGAAAGAGAGAGAGAAAGAGAAAAAGAGAGAAUAAAGAAAAUGUUUAAUGAUCAACCAGUGCUCUCUACUUAUAUGCGUAUAUAAGAUUAUUAUAAUUAUUAUUAUAAUUAUUAUUAUUAUUAUUAUUAUUAUUAUUAUUAUUAUUAAUAUUAAUAGAAUCAUGUAUAAUGUUAAUACUUCGUUUAUUAUUACGCGAUUCGAUCGCAUCAACGCCGUUGUGUACGCCAUUUCUCAUCGACACACCCUAUAAGGACACGCACGAAAGAGUCCCUUUCCCCCUCCCCCCCACCCACCCUCUAUGUAUGCUCGUGUGUAUUAAUGAUGUAUGAUAGAGAUAGAGAGAAAGAAAAAUUAAAAAGACACAGAAAGUAUGAGAGAAAGACAGAAUGAAUAUGAAUGAACGGGAGAGAAGAAUAAAUGAAAAUUACGAAUGAAUAUGAUUGAUAAUAAUGAAAUUGAAUGAUUGAAACUAAUGGGGGUUAUAAUAAUAAUAAUAAUAAUAAUGAUAAUAAUAUAACGCGUGUGAAUGCGAAUGAUGUGAUAACCAACCAGCAGCAGCAGCAGCGGGCGCCCGCCUAUCAUCUCGUGAGAGGAGGAGGAGGAGGAGGAGGAGGAGUCAAAGUAGAAUUUUUCAAAGUUUUUAGGUGAACUUUUGCAAUAUAUCGAAAUGCAAUAGCGCCUAACUUAACGCAGGUGUGAGACGACAUCUCUUUUUAUCAGUGGCCAAAAUGCAAUCAACGCUAAAAAGGGAGGGAGGGAAUUAGGGAGGGGGAAUGGGGGGAGCGAGAAAAGAAAAAAAAACACACACACACACAACACCCCAUCCACACAACACACAUACAUACACACACGUGUAAUAAUACAACGUUUGCGAGUAAGUUAUCCCACGAGUUAGAGAAGAAGGGGGUUAGGAGGAUGGUUUUUAAGGAAAAGAGAAAAAAAAAAA
Messenger RNA from Polistes canadensis, 3236 nucleotides. It is a transcript of the gene fax, whose product is annotated as failed axon connections. The record is from RefSeq and is a predicted model, not a curated record. The transcript is spliced from 4 exons. Bases 400 to 1638 code for a protein of 412 amino acids. Gene Ontology annotation, cellular component: cytoplasm. Lineage: Eukaryota; Metazoa; Arthropoda; Insecta; Hymenoptera; Vespidae.